AUGUCAACCUCCGACGAUCUCAGGUUGAGGGCACCAAGUCUUCCAACACGGAGCAACAUGCGGAACUCGAAGUUCCUCGAGCCUUUGAUUAGCACCAAGCCUGGGCUUGUUGAUGAGCAGCCUCCGUUAUCGCCUGGGACAGCUCCUCACGAUGUGUAUCUCUCAUCCGAGGAGGAUGCUUCUUCAUCGGCAGACGAUUUCUCCGACUACCUGUCUGACUUUGACUCUGAAUCAUCACCAGCUAGCUCACCAAGGACAGGGCACAGCCACGAGGACAUUGCGAUCGUUGUGAAUGUGGUAUGGCAGGGAAAGCCAUCCAUCAUUGACCUGCCUCGCCGCUCCCUCUCGCCCUCUUCACAGCUCGGGCCUCAUGACGUCCAGCGAGUUGAGAUCCAGAAGAUUCAGAGGACAUCUACAGCACCUGUUGGAGCACGGGGCAGGCUCUCCAUCAUCACCACAGGCCCAAAGCUACCAAGCACCCGAUCCUCUCGUUCCCACACCACUACAAGCAUUCCCUCCAGCAAGACACAGCCUUCGUUUCUCGACAGCGAUCCAUUCUCCUCAACAAGCUUUGAGGCAACCACCCCACUCGACCAAGAGCGCCCACGAACACCGUCAAUGCUUAAACGCAUGACUCUUUCCAGGCGACGAAGCAGGCCCUUCAUGAGCGAGGCUGCGUCACAGUCCCAACUCAGCAUUUCCACAUGCUCCACUCCCAUGCACCGACCAGAUGACGAUGAGUAUUCACCAAUGACUCCCCAAAGCGCCAAGAGCUUCGCAUAUCACGACCUGGCAAAAGUGGCGCGAAGGUCGAUGCACUUCACGAAAUCUUCCGUCCCUGAAUCACCGGGUGUCAAGACGAAGCUGAGUCUCCGCUUUGGCCGGAAGUAG
Molecule: messenger RNA, 891 nt
Organism: Clonostachys rhizophaga
Lineage: Eukaryota; Fungi; Ascomycota; Sordariomycetes; Hypocreales; Bionectriaceae
Source: the annotation of a GenBank genome assembly